AUGACGACGACGACGACGAAAAUAAUUCAUGAGCAGGAAGAUGAUGCCAGUGGGCCAUUCGAAGGACCAGAGAAGCUGCUAGAGAUUUGGUUUGAUUGUGGGGCUUUCCGUGGUGACGGUGGCUUGCGUAAAGUCAGCAGAAGCGAGUGGGAGAAUAUGCUGCAGCUAGUCAACUGUCAGAUUCUCAGCGUUAUUAUCGGUGACUCCAUCGACGCUUAUCUCCUCUCCGAGUCUUCCCUCUUCAUCGCUCCUCAUCGCCUUAUCCUCAAGACAUGCGGCACAACCACUCUGCUGCUUGGUUUGGAGAGAAUUCUUGAUAUUGCCAAGGAUCGCUGUGGCCUGAACCCAAAACAUGUCUUUUACUCUCGCAAGGCUUUCAUGUUCCCCGAGCGCCAGAGAGGCCCUCACAGACACUGGCAGCAGGAGGUCCAAGUUCUCGACAAGUUCUUUGGCCCUGGCUCUGCCUACACUGUUGGCAGAAUGAAUGGUGAUCACUGGCUGCUCUAUAUGUCCAGCAAGCAUGAUGAGCACGAUGAAAAGGCUCUUAGCAGAACCCCACACUUGUCUUCUCCUGACAUAACCCUCGAAAUUCUUAUGACAAACCUCCAUCCAGACAAUUGUCGCGCUUUCUUUCUCAGCGACUUGAACAUAACUGGCCACGAAGCGGGUAAACGUCUCUCAGACAGUCUGGGUAUCUCCACUCUCUUUCCCAAUAUAGCGCUCGACGCGUUUUUAUUCACCCCGUGUGGUUACUCAGCCAACGCUACCUGGUCCGACUCACACAGCAGUGAUCGUUAUUUCACGAUACACGUCACGCCCGAAGACGGCAUCAGCUAUGCAUCUUUUGAAACUAAUGCCAGCUAUGCGAGCAGCAAUGAAUUGCGCCAUCUCAUUCAGCGCGUCGUGCAUAUUUUCAACCCGGGUAAGCUCUCUUCUACCCUGUUCGUGGGUGUGGGCGAGAACGAGGAAAUCGAUAUCAAGCCCUCAAACGAAUUCUCCAACAGCCUCCUCGAGAAUUACACCCGCACUGAUCGCAUCAAUUAUGAAUUCUCGGGUUAUGAUCUCGCCUACGCUUGCUAUCAACGGUCGUGA
This is a messenger RNA of Wallemia ichthyophaga EXF-994, 1092 nucleotides long. RefSeq names its product S-adenosylmethionine decarboxylase proenzyme. The coding region runs from base 1 to 1092 and encodes 363 amino acids. NCBI's taxonomy places the organism in Eukaryota, Fungi, Basidiomycota, Wallemiomycetes, Wallemiales, Wallemiaceae. The record is from RefSeq and is a predicted model, not a curated record. Gene Ontology annotation, cellular component: cytosol. The transcript is spliced from 2 exons. Gene Ontology annotation, molecular function: adenosylmethionine decarboxylase activity. Gene Ontology annotation, biological process: spermidine biosynthetic process; spermine biosynthetic process.